Messenger RNA from Drosophila pseudoobscura, 714 nucleotides. RefSeq lists its product as uncharacterized. The transcript has a single exon. The record is from RefSeq and is a predicted model, not a curated record. The coding region runs from base 408 to 638 and encodes 76 amino acids. Lineage: Eukaryota; Metazoa; Arthropoda; Insecta; Diptera; Drosophilidae.
AUCCGACAUCCGCCAUUCGCCAUCCGACGUCCAUAGAGUGUGGCAUUCAAUGGCAUUUCAUCUCGAUCUCAUCGUCAUUUUGCUUGGUCUCAAAAUGCAACAUUCUCACCGUAGAAGUGAGGCACAUCAUGUGACAUGUGUACAUAUAUCCAUUGUUGGGGGAAUCACUAGCAGAUGCAUAUCCCCAUAUCCAUCCUCCAUCCAUCCAUCCAUCUAUCGUGUCAUGAGCUCUCACAAAAAAUGAACAAAAUUCCAAAUUUCUAUCCAAAAUUUAUACAUAUCUGACGACGACGGUCUACGUCGAUCGUCUCUCUUUCUCUUUGUUUUGUUUUGUUUUUUUUUAUCUGUGUUUCUGUUUCUUGUGCGUUUUGGAUGUAUUUUUCGCUCUCUCUCUCUGAAUGUGAACCAUGCCGAUCGAUCCGAUAGAUGUGGAGCAAGCGGCGGCGGCGGAUGAUGCGCCCGAAGUGAUUGCUCCUCACAAUGACAACGCGUGGGUCGAUGUGGGUAUUGAAGAUGAAGAUGAGGAUGAGGAUAAUGAUGAGGAUGAGGAUAAUGAUGAUGCUGAUGUUGAAAUUGAUGUCGAGAUCAAUGGAAUUGCCCUGCCAGUUGAUGUUGAUGACUGCGUAGGCAAUUUGUAGUAAUAACUGACCAUUAAUUAAUGAACAUUUCUCACCAAACAAAAACAAAAUCAAACAUCACCUCUUCAGAUAAUAC